AAUUUAUUACUUUCAUGUCGUCGACACCUUCUUCGUCAUUAUCGUCGUCCAAAAAACGUUCUGCACCCGACUCCGACACUGAGAACGCCAAAAAGGUUGCCAAAGUCCAUCCGUUCUUCACCAAAGACAGGUCCUCCGACGCGUCGACGAGCUUAAAACAGGACUCCAUGUUUCAUUGGCUUAAGCCCCUUGGGUCCCACACGACGUGUCUUCAUGCAAUCAACUUGGCGCCAAAAUGUCUUGCCAAGGUCGCGACGUUUGACCUAGAUGGCACGCUCAUAAAGUCCAGCUUCGGCAAGGGUAGUAAAAAGGAGAAAGGGAAUCCGACGCAUUUCGAAUGGUGGAAUGCUACGGUUCCUACAGCUUUGAAAAGGUUGCACCAGGACGGCUUUUCCAUCGUAAUAAUAUCCAACCAGGCUCUCAAGGGCGCUGCUCUCACCGCCUGGAAGCAGAAGAUACCGUCAAUAGCUGCUGCCCUCCCCGAAGUACCAUUUCGAAUGUUCGCUGCCACUGCCAAGGACGAGUACCGCAAGCCCAUGCCUGGGAUGUGGGAUGAGUUGACUAGAAUAUUCGAGGCGGAAGGUGUGACCAUAGACAAGGAGAGCUCUUUCUUUGUAGGCGACGCCGCCGGAAGAAAGUGGAAAGGGUCACAAAAGGAUGUCGCCUGUACUGAUCGCAAAUGGGCACUGAAUGUUGGUCUCCCAUUUCAUACUCCGGAGGAAUACUUCCUAGGACUUCCAGUGCAUACUAAUUUUACCCUAGAUGGAUUCGAUGUGUCAUCUCUACCAACUUUGCCAAUGGUCAUGCCGACAUCCUCGCCAAUACUACCUGAUCCUCCGCUUCAAGAGCUUGUAUUGUUUGUGGGCUAUCCAUGUCUAGGCAAAACCUCCUUCUUCCGUCGACACUUUGAACCUGCUAGCUACGUACAUACAAAUCAAGAUAGUCUCGGAUCUCGUCCGAAAUGUGUUGCCGCCGUGAAAACAGCCCUUGCGGAAGGGAAGAGUUGUGUAGUCGACAACACUAACCGUGAUGUCAAGACAAGAAAAUAUUACAUAGACAUUGCAAAAGAAGCCCGGAUACCAGUCAGGUGCUUCUUGUUCACCGGAUCCAUAGAACUAGCCUGGCACAAUAAUCUAUAUCGCGCUUAUAAUCUCCCUCCGUCUGUGAAAACCAGAGAAGAAACUCGAGAGGCUCUCCCGUACCUGGCUUUCAUCAGCUUUCAGGGUUUCGCGGAAAUCAAGAUGGUGAACUGGGGUUUUGAAGGUACACAAGACGAAGAGAGAUACUGGAAGAUGUGGCUACAAAUUUAA
Desarmillaria tabescens is the source of this 1310-nucleotide messenger RNA. Its product is annotated as polynucleotide kinase 3 phosphatase-domain-containing protein. Gene Ontology annotation, biological process: DNA repair. The transcript is spliced from 11 exons. The coding region runs from base 15 to 1310 and encodes 431 amino acids. Gene Ontology annotation, molecular function: ATP-dependent polydeoxyribonucleotide 5'-hydroxyl-kinase activity; polynucleotide 3'-phosphatase activity; double-stranded DNA binding. NCBI's taxonomy places the organism in Eukaryota, Fungi, Basidiomycota, Agaricomycetes, Agaricales, Physalacriaceae. The record is from RefSeq and is a predicted model, not a curated record.